AUGGCUCCCAACACCCCUCAGCGCAUGAGGAUGGGCCUUACCAUCCCCAGGCUGUAUCGCGUCUUCUUCCUCGGCAUCGAGCCCAUCUCUGCCCUCGUAGGAGCCUACUAUGCUUAUGCCAGGCCCGACGACUACCUGCAACUCACUCACGCCGCUUCGAAGCCAGACGUCAUCCCUCAGGGGACAUCCAUCGUCCUGUCUCAGCUCGCGAACCUCUACCUCCUCUUCGCCCUCAACGAAGCUCUCGUUCUUCGCUCGACGUCGGACCUACGCGUGUGGAAGACGGUCCUCUUCGUCCUCCUCGUGGCUGAUAUCGGUCACCUCUAUACCGUGCGAAGCCUCGGCCCAGAGGUCUACUACAACUUUGCCAAGUGGAAUGCCAUCGACUGGGGAAAUGUCCCCUUCGUCUAUCUUGGUGCCUCGAUGCGGAUCGCGUUCCUCGCAGGUGUCGGGUUGACCCGCGGCCGAACACAGGUUCAGAAGCAGCGAUAG
Molecule: messenger RNA, 492 nt
Organism: Colletotrichum graminicola M1.001
Lineage: Eukaryota; Fungi; Ascomycota; Sordariomycetes; Glomerellales; Glomerellaceae
Exons: 1
Coding region: 1-492 (163 amino acids)
Source: RefSeq, a predicted model, not a curated record